CAUCGCGUCACCCAAAGACAGUCAGGCGUCAUUUCCAUUGGAUGGCUCUUCAUGGUGUCGAUGGCGCGUUUCUGCAGCGCUUCGCCGGCGAAUGUGAUAGUAGAGAGGGGGAGUCAGGGAAUACGGCGUGUCAGGGAUGAAGUUGGGGAACGCGUCAGGGAAGCCGCUGAAGCGGAGGGGAGAGUCUUUGCUAUCAUGUAUGAUGUCUCAGGCGUAUCCCCUGACCGCAUCCAACAUGUUCUGGAACAAGAUUGGAUCCACCUUCUUCGCGAUCAGCGCAUUCUUGACAGUCCAAACUACUUACGCGAAAAUGGACGACCUGCUGGUCGCUUUAUGGGGCUUCGGUUUCAACGACCGUAACCACACUCCUGAGCUCGUACGCUCGAUAGGGACAUUCUUCCGCUCCAAUACUCCUGGUGGGAUAUACCUUAUGGCUGGCGUUCCAGGGCAUUGGAGGACAUCAACAUCCGACGCCGAUCGCAAUCCCGACUUCGUGAGUAUGUGGACAGAUGUUUUUGAUGCUAUCAGUCCGUGGACCGUCGGAAGGUAUGGCAACGAGCAAGAUGCAGACCGAUGGGGAGAAGAGCGCGUCAAGGCGGAUGCGGAUUACCUCAGAAAGUUCUCGGAGGAGACAGGUAAGAAAGUAGACUACGUCCCUGUCGUCUUGCCUGGAGGAAGUGGAUACAACCUCUCCCAGGGAAAAUGGGGCCUAAAUGGCAUUAAGCGUAAUGGUGGCAGAUUCCUAUGGAAGCAAAUUUACAAUGCUCGUCGUGCAGGAGUGCGCACGAUCUAUGGAGCCAUGUGGGAUGAGUAUGAUGAAGGCACAGUGUUUAUGCCCGUCGUGUCCAAAUCUUCACAGCUGCCCGUGCACCCCAAUUUCAACUUCAUAGCGCUCGAUGUAGAUGGACGUGACCUUCCCUCGGAUUGGUACAUGCGCAUUGCUGGGUUCGCUGCCGAGGGUUUUCACGGAGAUAGGGUCCUCAUGGAGACCUUCCCUGUCAAGGAAUUGCAAGAUUAUUGGUCGACAAGACCACACUAUGAAGACCUCGGCGUUCAAAUGCAUACAACAUUAGAAGCUGGCCAAGCGUAUCACAAGUGGCAGGGCGCAGAAACGAGCGGUGCUAUCGAGGAUGCACCUCCUCCUUACUCAAUUGAGGACGUCGUUCAACAGACGCAACAUAUGUCACUCGCUACUGGCAGGAGUGGCAUGAACGCACCGCUUCCAUCUGGUCCGCCACCCCCUGUCCCAGCCAGGAAUCCUUCUAUUUCCGUAUCGUCCAUCCCUGCCUCAAUGUCAAUGGCUGUGAGUGGCAGCCUUCCAUCACCCCAGUCAAUCUCUGCACAUCCGGUUCCGGUCAACAUGUCCACUCGUCCGAUAGUUUCACCGCAGCCUCCUCCCAAUGUAUCCAGUCGACCCACACCUUCUACCGCGUCUGCACGUUUACCUUCUGUGGAUUUGUCUUCGCGCCCACCUGCACCCCCGCCACCUUCGACAAAGCCUCACUUGCAUCACUCUCCUGAUGGUGGCCCACUGAGGAUGCCUAUGCCUAGCUCUACGGUACCGCCUGUCUCACAGUCACAGGCGCACUCACCCCGUCCGUCCACCGCAUCUUCCCAAAUAGUGGGAAGACCCGUCUCCCCGCCAGCUGGACUUCCGUACAACCCUACAACUGGACCACCACAAGACCCCUACUUUGUACCCUACUCACCGUCAGGUGGAUGGAGUAGUGGACAUGGUCAAAGCCACGUAGACUUUUCUGCACCGAUGCCCGUCCCUGAACACUAUUAUCCGAACCAAAGCAGUCCACCUCCGAUGGGGCCGCACUUGCCUCAUCGCUAUGGGAGCUCGCCAGCCCCACCGAUUCAUCCCCAUCGGUAUUCUUGCUAUACAAAUCUACCAGAGCCUAGCUCACCACCACCACCAAUUCCACCUCGUGGGUAUUUGUCCACUGUGCCCAGCGGCCCGUCCUCAGUCGUCGGGGUACUAUGCGCCUUAUGCGCAGGACUCUUCCUAUGGUGGCACCACGUAUGGCAACUACAACUACAAUCCGAACGAUCAGAACGACGGAAACAUGAGAGGAGGGACUCUUGCAGGAAGAGCUCUGAGCGUCGUUGAGAAUGUCGCAGGCAGGGAUGCGAGAGCCCAAGUUGAAAGAGGGGUAAAAACAAUAGCGAACAAGGGAUCCUCGAUAUUGAACAAGCUGAAGUGAGGGGAAACGCUCCCGAGAGAACUUUGAAAACCAUCAUGUGUACCAGGACUGAAUGAUAGAUGGCUGCAAUAUUCGUGUGUUCCAUACAAACCUGUUAUUCAAAACUUACGGACAAACGUAUCGACGUAGGAUGUGACUAUACACUAGUCCUCUUGUGCAUCGCACUAUUAACCAAAAGCUGUUUGGGGACACUUAACCUUGACUUUCAGGUGGACACAUUCUGGGUGGCGUAGCCUGAUAGAUCUCAACUAGGACUGGACGAGUUUGGGACCUGAAGGUUGGCGAGCGCGCACAUUCUGUCCAACUAGUCCGAUAGGAGUACUGAUGUCA
Messenger RNA from Pisolithus orientalis, 2540 nucleotides. RefSeq lists its product as uncharacterized. The coding region runs from base 137 to 2116 and encodes 659 amino acids. The record is from RefSeq and is a predicted model, not a curated record. NCBI's taxonomy places the organism in Eukaryota, Fungi, Basidiomycota, Agaricomycetes, Boletales, Pisolithaceae. The transcript is spliced from 7 exons.